AUUAGACUAGGACGUAAGCAUCGAGUGCAAGACAAACAAUCUCAAGUUUCAGUGGUGCUCUGAACACGACGGGUUUGUGUUGUGGGGUUAGGUUUUUGUGUGGCCAUCGUGCAGUGUUUACUCCGGCACGCUGUUGAAGGAGUUGUGGGCCCAAAUAAUUUUUAUUGUUUAUCUCGAACGAACCUUAUAAAAAUAUAUCUCGAAUAGUAAUUUUUAGCUAACAAUGGCAUACGACGGUUAUAAUAACGUUGGUGAUCACCAGUAUGGUGAUGGGUAUAUGGAACCCGAAGAAGAAUGGGAACGAGAAGGAUUAUUAGAUCCAGCUUGGGAGAAACAACAAAAAAAGACAUUUACUGCAUGGUGUAACAGUCACUUAAGAAAAGCUGGAACAGCAAUCGAAAACAUCGAAGAGGAUUUUCGUAAUGGAUUAAAACUAAUGCUUUUACUCGAAGUUAUAUCUGGUGAAACUUUACCAAAACCUGAUCGCGGUAAAAUGCGUUUCCACAAAAUUGCCAAUGUAAAUAAAGCACUAGAUUAUAUUGCAAGUAAAGGUGUUAAACUGGUUUCAAUUGGUGCAGAAGAAAUUGUCGAUGGAAACUUAAAAAUGACAUUAGGUAUGAUCUGGACAAUUAUCUUACGUUUCGCUAUUCAAGACAUCAGCGUUGAAGAGAUGACAGCCAAAGAAGGAUUGUUGUUAUGGUGUCAACGUAAAACUGCUCCAUAUAAGAAUGUUAAUGUACAAAACUUCCAUUUAUCAUUCAAAGAUGGUUUGGCAUUCUGUGCCCUCAUUCACAGACAUCGUCCCGAUUUAAUCGACUACAACAAAUUGAGCAAAGAUAACCCAUUAGAAAAUCUUAACACCGCCUUUGAUGUUGCUGAGAAAUACCUCGAUAUCCCACGGAUGCUUGACCCCGAUGAUUUACAGAAUACAGCCAUGCCGGAUGAGCGUGCGGUUAUGACAUACGUUUCGUCAUAUUAUCAUUGUUUUUCCGGAGCACAAAAGGCUGAAACAGCUGCAAAUAGAAUUUGUAAGGUACUUAAAGUCAACCAAGAAAAUGAACGUUUAAUGGAAGAAUAUGAACGAUUAGCUAGUGAUCUUUUAGAAUGGAUCAGACGUACAAUGCCAUGGCUUGCAUCGCGACAAACAGACAAUUCUUUGGCUGGAGUACAGAAAAAACUCGAAGAAUAUCGUACAUACAGACGUAAACAUAAACCACCACGUGUUGAACAAAAGGCCAAACUUGAAACAAAUUUCAAUACCCUCCAAACAAAAUUACGUUUAUCAAAUCGACCAGCUUACAUGCCAACUGAAGGAAAAAUGGUUACCGACAUUGCUAAUGCAUGGAAAGGUUUAGAAACUGCUGAAAAAUCAUUUGAAGAAUGGUUAUUAAGUGAAAUGAUGCGGUUAGAACGUCUCGAACAUCUUGCUCAAAAAUUCAAACACAAAGCCGAUAUUCACGAAGGAUGGACUCAUGGCAAAGAAGAAAAAUUACAAAGUCAAGAUUUCAGACAAUGUAAAUUGAAUGAUUUGAAAGCACUUAAAAAGAAGCACGAGGCUUUCGAAUCCGAUCUGGCUGCACAUCAAGAUCGUGUUGAACAAAUUGCUGCUAUUGCACAAGAAUUAAACACUUUGGAAUACCAUGACAGUGUUAGCGUGAAUGCAAGAUGCCAACGUAUUUGUGAUCAAUGGGACAGACUUGGUGCUUUAACACAACGAAGACGUCAAGCAUUGGAUGAUGCUGAAAGAAUUUUGGAAAAGAUUGACAUAUUACAUUUAGAGUUCGCAAAACGUGCUGCACCAUUCAACAAUUGGUUAGAUGGUACACGCGAAGAUCUUGUUGAUAUGUUUAUCGUUCACACGGUAGAAGAAAUUCAAGGCCUUAUUGAUGCUCAUGCACACUUCAAAGCAACAUUAGGUGAAGCUGAUAAGGAAUAUCAAAGUAUAAUUGGUCUUGUACGAGAAGUUGAAUCGAUCGUUAAACAACAUCAAGUACCUGGUGGCUUAGAGAAUCCGUACACAACCUUAAUUGCUAAUGACUUAACAUCUAAAUGGGUUGAUGUCAGGCAACUUGUUCCACAACGUGAUGCAACUUUACAAGCUGAAUUACGAAAACAGCAGAACAAUGAAAUGCUUCGUCGUCAAUUUGCCGAAAAAGCAAAUGCAGUUGGUCCAUGGAUGGAACGUCAAUUAGAUGCUGUUACCGCUGUUGGAAUGGGUGUAGCCGGUGGUACUUUAGAAGAUCAAUUACGCCGCUUACGUGAAUACGAACAUGCUGUUUACGCAUACAAACCACAUAUCGAAGAAUUAGAAAAGAUCCAUCAAGCCAUUCAAGAGGGCAUGAUCUUCGAAAACAGAUACACACAAUAUACAAUGGAAACAUUACGAGUUGGCUGGGAACAAUUAUUAACAUCAAUAAACCGUAAUAUUAAUGAAGUUGAGAAUCAAAUAUUAACACGUGACUCAAAGGGUAUUACACAAGAACAAUUAAGUGAAUUUAGAUCAUCAUUCAAUCACUUCGAUAAGAAUCGUACUGGGCGCUUGGCACCUGAAGAAUUCAAAUCAUGUUUAGUAUCAUUAGGGUAUUCAAUUGGCAAAGAUCGUCAAGGUGAUAUUGAUUUCCAAAGAAUUUUGGCAGUUGUUGAUCCAAAUAAUAGUGGCUAUGUCCACUUUGAUGCAUUCUUGGACUUCAUGACCAGAGAAAGUACUGACACUGAUACUGCUGAACAAGUUAUAGAUAGCUUCCGUAUUCUUGCCGCUGAUAAGCCUUACAUUUUGCCUGAUGAAUUAAGAAGAGAAUUACCACCUGAUCAAGCUGAAUAUUGUAUUCAACGAAUGCCACCAUAUAAAGGACCAAAUGCUGUACCUGGUGCUUUAGAUUACAUGUCAUUCUCUACCGCACUUUAUGGAGAAUCCGAUUUAUAAACAAUAACAACAAGGGAAAAUUUCAUUUCAUUCACACAUGUUUAAAUGCUUUGGAAAAUUCAUCACUGCGGAAAAUCCGAUCCGCAGCCAACAACAUCCGAUGAAAACAAAACUAGAUAAACAU
Chrysoperla carnea is the source of this 3047-nucleotide messenger RNA. RefSeq names its product alpha-actinin, sarcomeric (gene Actn). Bases 224 to 2923 code for a protein of 899 amino acids. The transcript has 14 exons. Lineage: Eukaryota; Metazoa; Arthropoda; Insecta; Neuroptera; Chrysopidae. The record is from RefSeq and is a predicted model, not a curated record. Gene Ontology annotation, cellular component: cortical actin cytoskeleton; cell junction; Z disc. Gene Ontology annotation, molecular function: actin filament binding; calcium ion binding. Gene Ontology annotation, biological process: actin cytoskeleton organization; muscle cell development.